CCGCGACCACCUUUCCUUACGUUCUACGCCUCUCUCUUCACCUCUCUUUUAUUACCGUUUAGCAAUAUAGACCAUGGAUGAAGAGUAUGAUGCCAUUGUUCUCGGUACUGGCCUCACCGAGUGCAUCCUCUCAGGUCUGCUCUCCGUCGACGGCAAGAAAGUGCUCCACAUGGACCGGAACGACUACUAUGGCGGCGAGUCAGCAUCCCUCAACCUGACCCAACUUUAUCGCAAGUUCCGGCCAGACGCCACCGCACCCACCGACAUAGGACGUGACAGGGACUACGCGCUGGACCAGAUUCCCAAGUUCAUCUUCGCCUCUGGUGGGAUGACGGACCUGCUCGUGCACACGGAUGUGACUCGGUACCUCGAGUUCAAGCAGAUCUCGGGCUCGUACGUCUACCGCGAUGGCAAGGUCAACAAGGUGCCCAGCACGGAGAUGGAGGCACUGCGCAGCCCCCUCAUGGGCUUGUUCGAGAAACGUCGUGCGAGGAACUUCUUUGUUUAUGUUCAGAAUUGGAGGGAGGACGACCCGGCCACACAUCAAGGCCUGGAUCUUAAGAAAGUCCCCAUGAAGGAUGUGUAUGCCAAGUUCGGCCUCGAGCCCGGAACACAGGACUUCAUUGGCCAUGCGAUGGCGCUCUACCUACAUGAUGAGUACAAGGAGCAGCCCGCAAAGGAGACCGUGUUGCGGAUCGUACAGUACUCACAGUCCAUGGCAAGAUACGGCAAGUCACCGUACAUCUACCCCAUGUAUGGCCUCGGCGAGCUCCCUCAGGCGUUCUCUCGCCUCUCUGCCGUAUACGGAGGCACGUACAUGCUCGACAAGCACGUGGAUGAGGUGCUCACAGACCCGGCGACGGGCAAGUUCAUCGGCGUGCGCUCGGGUGAGGAGACAGUCAAGGCGAAGCUCGUAAUCGGCGACCCGAGCUAUUUCGGUGCCGGGGAGAUGAAAGAGGGACAAAAAGUCCGUGUCAUGGAGGAGGGAAUGGUUGUUCGCGCGAUUUGUAUCCUCAAGCACCCGAUCCCUGGCACGGAGGACGUCGACAGCUUGCAGAUUAUCAUCCCGCAGAACCAGGUGAACCGGCAAAACGAUAUCUACAUCGCCUUGCUCUCCCACCACCAGGGUGUCUGCGCCCAAGGCGUCUACGUCGCUAUCGUCUCCACCGUAGUAGAGACGUCCGUGCCCGAGAAAGAACUUGCGCCAGGACUCGCCCUCCUCGGCCCUAUCUUCGACAAGUUUGUCCAGGUCUCCCCGCUCUAUACGCCCACCACCACCGGCGUCGAGGACCAGAUCUUCAUCACCCGGUCUUACGACGCCACGAGCCACCUCGAGACUGUCGUCGCCGAUGUGAGGGAUGUUUGGCAGCGCGUGACUGGUGAGCCUCUCAAGUUGGAGAAGAAGGUUGUCGAGGUACAGGAAUAGGUACUGGGGUGAAUGCGAGGAAUAGAAACGAGCACGGAUUACGAGUUACUCAGCUUUGCAUGAGAAUGGAAAUUCAUUU
Molecule: messenger RNA, 1505 nt
Organism: Dacryopinax primogenitus
Lineage: Eukaryota; Fungi; Basidiomycota; Dacrymycetes; Dacrymycetales; Dacrymycetaceae
Product: rab GDP-dissociation inhibitor
Exons: 4
Coding region: 74-1426 (450 amino acids)
Biological process (GO): vesicle-mediated transport; small GTPase-mediated signal transduction; protein transport
Cellular component (GO): cytoplasm
Molecular function (GO): Rab GDP-dissociation inhibitor activity
Source: RefSeq, a predicted model, not a curated record